CGUCAGGGUCUACACACCCAUGUGUGGCAGCGACGGCCUCACCUACAACAACCCGUGUUUACUUGAGAUAGCUAACUGCAAGAAUAAGGAAGCUGGAGGAAGCGGCGUAGUACUUGUAUCUGAAGGUGCAUGUGGGGAUCCUUCUGGCCUUGUAGUUGUGGAUCGUGUUGCUGCUGAAGACGAUCAUCCAGUUGUCUCUGCAGUUGGAGAUUCCUCUCCUGUUUCUUCCCCAAAAUCGUCUUGCAAGGAACAGUGCACUAAGAUACAUAUCCCCGUGUGUGGCAGUGACGGUGUAACGUACAACAACUUGUGUAUCCUCGGGGCGACUGACUGCAGGAUCAGGGAGACAGGAGGAACUGGAGUAAGCGUCGCCUACGAGGGCCUUUGCGAAAGACCAACUGUUCCCGGGCAGAAGCCGUCAGGACAUGAAUCAGAGGUUCCUAGUGUCCCCUUGGUGGACUACAGUCACCAACCACAGCUUCCUCCUGCCCUGAGCAAUGCGUCAGGAUCUACACACCCGUAUGUGGCAGCGACGGCCUCACUUACAACAACCCGUGUUUACUUGAGAUAUUUUAAUAUAGCUGGGUCUUGUGUAGGGGAUCCUUCUGGCCUUGUAGUUGUGGAUCGUGUUGCUGCUGAAGACGAUCAUCCAGUUGUCUCUGCAGUUGGAGAUUCCUCUCCUGUUUCUCCCCCAAGAUCGUCUUGCAAGGAACAGUGCACUAAGAUAUAUACCCCCGUGUGUGGCAGUGACGGUGUAACGUACAACAACUUGUGUAUCCUCGGGGCGGCUGACUGCAGGAACAGGGAGACAGGAGGAACUGGAGUAAGCGUCGCCUACGAAGGCCUUUGCGAAAGGCCACCUCUCCCCGGACCGGAGCCGUCACAACAUGUAUCAGAGGUUCCUAGUGUCCCCUUGGUGGACGCCCCAGUCACGGCCUCCUCCUGCCCUGAGCACUGCACAAGGAUCUACUCACCCUUGUGUGGCAGCGACGGCCUCACCUACAACAACCCAUGUUUACUCGAGAUAGCAAACUGCAAGAAUAAGGAAGCUGGAGGAAGCGGCGUAGUAGUAGUAUCUGAGGGUGCCUGUGAAAGACCAACUGUCCCCGGGCCGGAGCCGUCACAACAUGUAUCAGUGGUUCCUAGUGUCCCCUUGGUGGACGCCCCAGUCACGUCCUCCUCCUGCACUGAGCACUGCACCAGGAUCUACUCACCCUUGUGUGGCAGCGACGGCCUCACCUACAACAACCCGUGUUUACUUGAGAUAGCAAACUGCAAGAAUAAGGAAGCUGGAGGAAGCGGCGUAGUAGUAGUAUCUGAGGGUGCCUGUGGAGCGACAGAUGUGACAGAAGCUCCUGUAGCAGCAGUAGACCAGACGGCAGAGCCAAGCCAGGAAUACCUCCCUCCGCCAUCCACUUCCUGUUACAGGGACUGUACUACGAUCCUCCUGCCAGUGUGUGGUUCUGAUGGCAUAACCUAUAACAAUGAGUGUCUCCUGGAUGUGGCCAGUUGUAAAAGUCGUCAGCUGGGAGGACGAGGCAUCUACAUCGUUAGUGAAGGUUCUUGUGAUGACGUCAAGCCGACAGUAGACAUAAAACAAGCAUCUGCAUGCCGUGAGGAAUGCAGUAAGAUACACCUUCCUGUUUGUGGAAGUGAUGGUAACACGUACCCUAAUGAAUGUCUUCUGGACGUGAUCAACUGCAAGCGAUGGAGGGCCGGCCAGAUGGGAAUAUACAUCACAUACAUGGGCCCUUGUGGUGGAGGGACUGAGAAUCUUCCUGAGGUUCCUGAAUCCGUUGACACGCCAUCACUUUCUGUCCAAUCACAAUCACCACCUAUCAAGUCACCAUCAGUACCCGAUGAGUCACCUUCACUUUUCGAAUCACCAUCAAUACCCGUCGAAACACCAUUAGUACCCGUUGAGUCACCAUCAGGACCCGUCGAGUCACCUUCACUUUUCGAAUCACCAUCAAUACCCGUCGAAACACCAUUAGUACCCGUUGAGUCACCAUCAGGACCCCGAGUCACCUUCACUUUUCGAAUCACCAUCAAUACCGUCGAAACACCAUUAGUACCCGUUGAGUCACCAUCAGGACCCGUCGAGUCACCUUCACUUUUCGAAUCACCAUCAACACCCGUCGAAACACCAUUAGUACCCGUUGAGUCACCAUCAGGACCCGUCGAAACACCAUUAGUACCCGUUGAGUCACCAUCAGGACCCGUCGAGUCACCCUUGCUGGCGUCACUUGGAGCCUCGUACAGUGCCUGCCCAGAGGUGUGCGGUGAGACCUACUCUCCUGUUUGUGGCUCUGACAGUAUUACGUACGAAAACAAGUGUCUCUUGGAAGUAACUAGUUGCAGGAGAAGGUCGGCAGGAGACACUGAACUCACCAAGGCUUUCGACGGACCCUGUGUGGCCGCUCUACCUCGAGGACCAGUGUGCGAGAGGAGGUGCGACAGUAGGGUGCAGCUGGUGUGUGGCAGUGAUGGGGAGACUUACAAUAAUCGAUGUCUCCUUGAUCAUGCUGAUUGUCUCAACCCAUUUGCCAGCAUCACUUACGUCAAGGACGGGCCUUGCACUUCUCCCGUCACUAUUUUUGAUUCACCUUCGAUGUCAUCAUCAGAAGAGUCACUUCCAGAAGUGGUGGAUUUCCAGGUUCCUCACACUGGCUAUCUACCUCCAUUUUAA
Messenger RNA from Cherax quadricarinatus, 2689 nucleotides. The record is from RefSeq and is a predicted model, not a curated record. NCBI's taxonomy places the organism in Eukaryota, Metazoa, Arthropoda, Malacostraca, Decapoda, Parastacidae.